Molecule: messenger RNA, 1797 nt
Organism: Pelobates fuscus (common spadefoot toad)
Lineage: Eukaryota; Metazoa; Chordata; Amphibia; Anura; Pelobatidae
Gene: CHRNA10
Product: cholinergic receptor nicotinic alpha 10 subunit
Exons: 5
Coding region: 122-1633 (503 amino acids)
Biological process (GO): regulation of membrane potential; chemical synaptic transmission; monoatomic ion transmembrane transport
Cellular component (GO): neuron projection; postsynaptic membrane; plasma membrane
Molecular function (GO): acetylcholine-gated monoatomic cation-selective channel activity; transmembrane signaling receptor activity
Source: RefSeq, a predicted model, not a curated record
GGCAGAUGGACAAUCUCACCGACUGUGGACAGGAUGCUCGUGAGUGGAGUAAGGAGGGCUGGUGAGCUGGAACUCAAUGAGUGACACUCGGGAAUCUGGGUAAUAUUACUGCACUGCCAGAAUGAAACUUACCCUCCUACUAACCUACUGCCUGUCCCUGCUGCCAGCUGUCCAAGGAGCACAGGGAAAAUUUGCCUACAAACUUAUGAACGACUUGUUUGCCAAUUAUUCUAACGCUCUUCGUCCGGUGGAAGAUAUGGACAAAGCCAUGAAUGUCACUCUACAGGUCACCCUGUCCCAAAUCAUUGACAUGGAUGAGAGGAACCAGAUUCUGAUGGCUUAUUUGUGGAUCCGACAGGUGUGGUUUGACGCCUACCUGCGCUGGAACAAGGACGAUUAUGAUGGGCUUGAUACCAUCCGUAUACCUAGCAGUUAUGUAUGGAGACCUGAUAUUGUCCUAUAUAACAAUGCUGAUGACCAGUUCACAGGGUCCAUGGAAACCAAUGUAGUCAUUCGUUUUGAUGGUCAAAUUAUGUGGGAUUCUCCAGCCAUUACGAAAAGCUCCUGCAAGGUUGAUGUCUCCUUCUUCCCAUUUGAUGGUCAGCAGUGUCGCUUAACAUUUGGCUCAUGGACAUAUAAUGGAAAUCAGAUUGACAUUCUCAAUCAUUUAGAUACGGGGGACUUGACAGACUUUGUGGAGAACGUGGAGUGGGAGGUGCUCGGCAUGCCAGCCAAGAAGAAUGUAAUCACCUACGGGUGUUGUUCUGAGCCUUACCCAGAUGUCACCUACACCCUUCUUUUGAAGAGGAGAGCUUCCUUUUACAUCUUUAACCUACUCCUCCCAUGUGUAAUGAUCUCCUUCCUGGCACCCCUGGGGUUCUAUCUUCCUGCUGACUCUGGGGAGAAAGUGUCCCUUGGUGUCACUGUCCUACUGGCUCUCACUGUUUUCCAGCUCUUGGUGGCAGAGAGCAUGCCACCCUCAGAAAAUGUGCCACUAAUCGGAAAGUAUUACAUUGCAACUAUGACAAUGAUAACAGCCUCAACAGCAUUAACUAUCUUCAUAAUGAAUAUACAUCACUGUGGGCCCGAGGCUAAGCCAGUUCCAAAAUGGGCAAAGAAGUUUAUUCUGCAGUACAUGUCUAGGAUAUUCUUUGUAUAUGAGGUGGGGGAGAGCUGUAGAAGACCGAAACGUGGACCAGAGCCUGGAAAGGUGCCAAAGGUCCAGGAGAUGAAUGGACAUUCUAAAAGGAAGGAAACCACAGCCAUUUCAAACAAAUGUGCAGAGAAUGACGACUCAAAGAGUCCCCAGAAGAUGGAAGAUGUUCUGGGACAUGAAAAUGCUUUUAAAAAGGAUGCUUCCAGUGAAUGUAAGGAGAAUGGGAAAUACUCAGAGAAGGGUGGUGGGAAUGAGAGUGGACACUCAGAGUGUUCCAAGGCCCAUUGUUUGUGCCACAAUGAGCGCUUGCUCAAAAACAUUGAAUAUAUGGCCAACUGCUUCCGGGAGCAAAAAGCAGCUCAAAAACGGACAGGGGAGUGGAAGAAGGUUGCCAAGGUUAUGGACAGGUUCUUCAUGUGGGUUUUCUUUAUUAUGGUAUUUUUCAUGAGUGUACUGAUUAUGGGCAAAGCCAUCUGACACUACACUCUCACCUUUGGGAUCAAAGGCAGCUUCCAUUGGGUCCAUGCAUUCUAAACUUGCUGGUCUUCAAUUCCAUCCUAUGAAUAAGAAAGCCAUUUUGGAGAUCUAGUCUGCAUGUUUCCUGGUGAUCAAGUCAUGUGGCGACUAGUCACUUCAUAUGU